AUGGUCUGGCAAAUUGAUCUCACCAGCAAAUGCUUCAUCGUGACAGGCGGCAACAGGGGCAUAGGGCUCGCCAUCUCACAUCAAAUAGCGCAAGCAGGUGGACAUGUCGCCAUCAUCUACAAGUCCUCUCCUGACGCGCCCGAGCGGGCCAAGGAGAUAUCGCAGAAGUAUGGCGUACAUUGCGAGGCGUACAAGUGCGACGUGAGCGAUCAGGCGGCAGUCGCGGAGCUAGUUGGCAGGGUGUACAAGGAUGUAGGACCUGUGGGAGGUGUAGUGUGUAACGCUGGGGUUGCCGUAUCGAAACCAGCGGUAGAGAUGACUAAGGAGGACUACGACAAUCAGAUGGAUCCGAACAUCUGGGGCUGCUUCGUCGUUGCUCAGGCUGCCGUCAAGCUAUGGCAAGAACACGGAUAUAAGAACGGACGCGUUCUGAUCUCUUCAGCGAUGUCCGCGAGCAUAGCCAAUAGGAAUACCACACAGUGCUUUUACAACGCCUCAAAGGGAGCCCUGAACGCCCUUGCGAGAUCACUAGCCAUGGAGUGGGCAGAUAUGGGCGUCUUGGUCAACUGCCUCUCGCCCGGGUUCGUGGAUACCGACCUCAACCAGAUCCUCCGGGACGACGAGAAGAUUCUUAAAUCGACAGAAGAUAUGGUCAUGACCAAGCGGAUAGGCAAGCCCGAUGAACAGGCUGGUGCGGUGGUCUAUUUCUUGUCUGAUUAUGCGACAUAUACGACUGGGACGGAGUUGCGAGUUGAUGGGGGAGCGUCAGCAUGGUGA
Messenger RNA from Dioszegia hungarica, 777 nucleotides. RefSeq lists its product as uncharacterized. Lineage: Eukaryota; Fungi; Basidiomycota; Tremellomycetes; Tremellales; Bulleribasidiaceae. The record is from RefSeq and is a predicted model, not a curated record. Gene Ontology annotation, cellular component: intracellular anatomical structure. The transcript is spliced from 8 exons. Gene Ontology annotation, molecular function: oxidoreductase activity, acting on NAD(P)H, oxygen as acceptor. Bases 1 to 777 code for a protein of 258 amino acids.